CCGCAUAUCUCUCCGCUACCGUUCUAGUGCGCCGACAGUGAAACUUGGGCCGGCAGGAAACUCAACGGAAUCACGCUUGUGAUGUGUGAAAUUUGAUACAUAAGACUAUCGGAAACUUUAGUAAUGGAAUCUCAAACUACUUGUGCCAUUUGUGGGAAAGAUUCAACUCACAAGUGUAGUGCCUGUGGAGACGUAUAUUACUGCAGCAAGCAACACCAAAGACAAGACUGGAAGAAACAUGCAAAAUUUUGUAAAGCCUAUAAGUUAGCAGAAGAUUCUGUAUUGGGCCGCCAUUACAUAGCCACAAGAAAUAUAAAAGUUGGAGAAGUUAUCCUGAAGGAUGAUGAACCUCUGCUAAAAGGUCCUGUGCACAAUUGUGUUCCUGUAUGCCUUGAAUGUUACACUGAAUUGCACGAGAGCACUGCAGUACCUUGUACAAAAUGUGGCUGGCCACUUUGUCAGAAUUGUGAGGAACAUGGAUUGGAAUGUAAUUUUUCUUCUUCUCGCAAAGACUGUAAGGUAUCUAUAAGUGAAUUUGGCUAUCCACAUCCAAGUUAUCAAUGUAUAAGUAUCAUAAGAGCGUUAUCAUUGAGGGACACUAAUCCGGAGUCUUAUAAAAAAUUAUUAUCCCUCGAAAGUCAUUGCAGUCAAAUAACAUCCAAAGAAUCAUUAAACACCGUUCGUUUUAUCAAAAGAUUUUUUAAAACAGAUGACAUAAUGGAAGAAGAAAUUAUAAAUAUCAUGGGCAUCUUGCAGGUCAAUGGACACGAAGUUCCACUCACUGAACCACCACAUUUAGCAGUUUAUGAACUGGCAUCAUUACUGGAACAUAACUGUAGAGCAAAUUGUUCAAAAAGUUUUACUAUCAUAGGGGGACUGAUCAUUCAUGCUGCAGUACCUAUUGCAAAAGGAGACCACAUUUCUAUAUGUUAUACGGAUUCAUUAUGGGGUACUGCAAAUAGAAGACAUCACCUUUUCGAAACAAAAUUUUUUGAAUGUACUUGUGAUCGAUGUAAGGAUCCAACGGAAUUUGACACUAUGUUUAACGCUCUAAAAUGCAAAGAAAUGAAUUGUUCAGGAUAUAUAUUACCAAAAACUUUCCUUGAACAGGAACAAGAUUACAUAUGCAAAACUUGUGAAUCAAAUGUUCCCUAUGUAAAGGUAGAAAAGACGUUAGAAGACAUUGGUAUAUGUCUUUCAAGCAUAACAAAAAAUGACAUUGCUGCAUGUAAAAAAUUUCUAGACAGUUAUAAAGAUAUUCUACACUCAAAUCACUAUUAUAAUAUCGACGUGAUAGUUGCCCUGGCUCAGUUGAUUGGUCAUCAAACUGGAGGAUUGACAGUGGUCCGAGAAGAUCUUCUCACUGAGAAAAUAGAAUUAUGCAGAAAGCUCAAUAAAUUACUCACGUUACUCGUUCCUGCUGAGAAUCGAAUUCGAGGUCUGAUUCUUUUUGAUUUAUAUGCAGCACUGGUAGAAUUUAACAAAAGGCAUACAACUGAAGCUACAUCGAUGCUAUUAUUGCAAGAAUCAAGGAAAUAUUUAAUAGAUGCCUACCAAUUGCUAAAAUAUGAACCAACAAUCUUACCAGAAGGAAAAAUAGCUCGAUAUGUUGAGAAAAUACUUUUUUCAACAAAUAUGCUUUUGGAGCAAAUAUUACAAUAA
Molecule: messenger RNA, 1662 nt
Organism: Eufriesea mexicana
Lineage: Eukaryota; Metazoa; Arthropoda; Insecta; Hymenoptera; Apidae
Product: protein msta
Exons: 9
Coding region: 124-1662 (512 amino acids)
Molecular function (GO): protein binding
Source: RefSeq, a predicted model, not a curated record